UCACAGCCAAGACCAAAGAUCAAAGUCAAGAGAGGAUAUUGAGCUCACUCCCAGGUCCCUGGGACGCUAGAUCUGUAGACACUGUCCUCAAAUUUAUCCUGAAGGAGUGGCCCGCUAAGAAGUAGGACUGCAGGUGGAGGGAUAGCAAUGCCCGGCGGAGAUGAACCCAGGAGCUACUAUGUGGGCGUGGACGUGGGGACCGGCAGUGUCCGAGCAGCCCUUGUGGACCAGAGGGGCACCCUCUUGGCUUUCGCAGACCAGCCCAUCAAUCAGUGGGAGCCUCAGUUCAACCACCACGAGCAGUCGUCCGAGGACAUCUGGGCCGCGUGCUGCGUUGUCUCAAAGAAAGUUGUACAAGGGGUCAAUUUACACCAAAUUCGAGGGCUUGGGUUUGAUGCCACAUGUUCUCUGGUUGUUUUGGAUAAGCAGUUUCGUCCUUUACCAGUCAAUCAUGAAGGGGAUUCGCAUCGAAACGUCAUCAUGUGGCUGGAUCACCGGGCGGUCAGUCAGGUCCACCGGAUCAACGAGACCAAGCACAGUGUCCUGCAAUACGUCGGGGGCGUAAUGUCUGUGGAGAUGCAGGCCCCAAAGCUUCUGUGGCUAAAAGAGAACUUGAGAGAGACUUGCUGGGAUAAGGCGGGACAUUUCUUUGAUCUCCCAGACUUCUUAUCGUGGAAGGCAACAGGUGUCACAGCACGGUCUCUCUGCUCCCUGGUGUGCAAGUGGACAUACUCUGCAGAGAAAGGCUGGGAUGACAGUUUCUGGAAGAUGGCUGGUUUGGAAGACUUGGUUACAGAUAAUUACAGCAAAAUAGGAAACCAAGUGCUGCCUCCUGGAGCUUCUCUUGGAAGUGGGCUCACACCAGAGGCAGCAAAGGACCUUGGCCUUCCUCCUGGAAUUGCGGUGGCAGCCUCACUAAUUGAUGCUCAUGCAGGAGGACUAGGAGUGAUUGGAGCAGAUGUGAAGGGGCACGGCCUCGCCUGUGAGGGACAGCCGGUGACGUCACGGCUGGCUGUCAUCUGUGGAACAUCUUCUUGUCACAUGGGCAUCAGCAAAAACCCAAUCUUUGUACCAGGUGUCUGGGGCCCUUAUUUCUCAGCCAUGGUCCCUGGGUUCUGGCUGAAUGAAGGUGGUCAGAGCGUUACUGGAAAAUUGAUAGACCACGUGGUGCAGGGCCACGCUGCCUUCCCUGAACUCCAAGCCAAGGCCACAGCCAGACGCCAGAGUGUAUAUGCAUAUUUGAACAGUCACCUGGAUCUGAUUAAGAAGGCUCAGCCUGUGGGUUUCCUCACUGUUGAUUUACAUGUUUGGCCAGAUUUCCAUGGCAACCGGUCUCCCUUAGCAGAUCUGACACUAAAGGGCAUGGUCACUGGAUUGAAACUAUCUCAGGACCUCGAUGAUCUUGCCAUUCUCUACCUGGCCACAGUUCAAGCCAUUGCUCUCGGAACGCGCCUCAUUAUAGAAGCCAUGGAGUCAGCAGGGCACUCGAUCAGCACCCUUUUCCUGUGUGGUGGCCUCAGCAAGAAUCCCCUUUUUGUGCAAAUGCAUGCAGACAUCACUGCUCACCAGAACCAGAGAUCAUGACACAGAUGGAGAGAAUCCUGGGUAAUGGGCUGAUACCUCUGUGAUCUGAGCAGACAAAAGCAAGCAAGCUUCCUAGUGCAGACUCCUGAGCCCCAUGGAAGGGGCCUCAUGAAUAGGAGGCCUGCUUGAGUCCCAGUGGCUGACCUGGGCCUGUCUCUCUGGACCUGCUGCCCUCGUGCCUAUUGCUCCCUUCUCUCCCACUGUCUCCAGAGAACUGAUGUUCCCACUCCCCACCACCACAUGGAGGCCAGGCACCACAGCGGGGCAAGUGGAGGGAAGUGGGAAAGGAUUGGACCCUGCUUACAGCCCCAACUCCAGUCUCAUCUGAUUCUCCCUCCACUGGCCUCCAUUCAUCAUGAUCUCUUGCUGCCCCCUGUCCCCUGCAUGCCUUACCUCUGAUGAAUGGGGGGGUCCAGUUUUCUACUGGACGCUCCCUUCCCCGCUCCAGGCCAUGCAGAUCCGCACAGGUGAGAGCUUUCCCACAUGUGAUGGGCAACGUCACCCCCUGCAUGGUGUGAGAUCAAACCCUGUUGCUGAACCCCAUCUUAGAGGUAGGGAAAUGGAAGCAUAGGCCAGUGAACAGUAGCAAAAGCACAUGGUCUAAGGGUAAAUAUGUAAAAAUAAGUGUAGAAUUGACUACACUCAAAUGCACUCCUACUCUGUGUCAGUGUAAAUCACUUUAUUUACAUUUAACCCGCACACACCACCGAAAGGUAGAAAUCGGUGCCCCCGCCUUACAGACAGGGAAACUGAGGGUCAGGGAGGUGACUCAUAUUGACUGUCCAAAGUCAGACACCUGGUAGGUGCCGGACUAGGAUGGUACCAGGUGUGUCCAGACCUAUGUCUCCUACACUAUGCUGCUGACCCAGGUUUCUUAACUUUUCUGCCCAGUUUAUAACCAUUUAAUGAUGAAUCCCCCUUUCCCAAAGUGCCCAAAACCUAUGGAAAUGGGCCGUUUGGAGGCAGAAAAGAAGAUGUAAAAAGGAGCCCAGAUUAGCUUAUAAUUUUCCCUAAGAGAAAAGCCAUAAAUAUGUUUUAUCUCAGAGUCAGCUAGCUUGUUCAAAUACAAUUCAUACUUCAGAUCUGAUCUGUGAGUGACUUUCCAAUGUCCAGCCUCCAAAGAGCCAUCAAGACUUCCUACCUAGAUCCAGGAAGAGAGAUGGAAUCAACCCUGGCUGACACAUCACCCAAGGGAAUAGGAAACAAUGGCCCGGGAGCAGGGCGGCAGGCCCUGACUCUACACUGCAGCUCCAGGCUUUAGGAAAGUGAGUUCUCCUCCAGGCCUCACACCCCUGAGCUGACUCAGAAGCAAGGGGUGCAGUGGCUUCAUAGAAAGUUCUACUUUGGAAACUGUUCUCCUUUAGGCUGUCAAAUGAAAAGGCUGUUAAUCAUUAUUUGGAUUCCAAUUGAAACUGGACCCUUUGUCUCUGACUGUGGACCAGUUACAGUUUUGAACAAAGGGAUCUUUUCUUUGGCCUGAAAUGCCUCUGCCUGGGGAAGCCUGUGAUUGACAAGUGAUGGCAAAGUGCAUCUGCCUUGAAAUGCUUUGGGUUUUGCUAGACUCAUUAAUGCAUCAGAUAAAAUAGUUCACAUUCCAGGCAAA
Cervus elaphus (red deer) is the source of this 3187-nucleotide messenger RNA. It is a transcript of the gene FGGY, whose product is annotated as FGGY carbohydrate kinase domain containing. The coding region runs from base 148 to 1584 and encodes 478 amino acids. Gene Ontology annotation, biological process: carbohydrate metabolic process. The transcript has 14 exons. The record is from RefSeq and is a predicted model, not a curated record. NCBI's taxonomy places the organism in Eukaryota, Metazoa, Chordata, Mammalia, Artiodactyla, Cervidae. Gene Ontology annotation, molecular function: phosphotransferase activity, alcohol group as acceptor; kinase activity.